AUGGACUUCGCCGUGGACGCUGCGCUCUGGGUGUUGGGCAAGGCGCUGGCCCCGGUCACGGACGGCCUGCUGGAGUCAUGGGCGGCCAGCGCCGGGCUUGGCCACAACAUCGACGCCCUCAAGAUGGAGCUCCUCUAUGCGCAGGGGAUGCUCGACAACGCGCAGGGCAGGGAAUUCCGCAGCCCCGCGCUCAAGGAGCUUCUACACAAGCUCGGGGAGCUCGCGUACGGGGCGGACGAUGUGCUCGACGAGCUCGACUACUUCCGCAUCCAGGAUGCGCUCGACGGCACCUACCACGCCGCCGCCGACUUGGAUGCACAGGGCUGCAUUGAUGGCCUCCUCCUCAAUGCUCGGCACACCGCCAGGGACACUGCUCACAAACUCAGGCUCUCGGCCUCAUGUUCGCGUGGUGCAAGCGCAAGCCAUGGUGAUCCUGACGAUGAAGCAGAAGGUGGCAAACAAGGAUGCCUAUGUAGCAUUCGCACUCGCGGCAGGCAUCAAAUCAGCUCCCCACCAGCGUCACCAACCAACAACGGUGGAUGCAUUUCCAAGGUCGCUUCUCGUGCUCGCAGCACUGCCCACAUUAUCAGUAAGAACUUGACAUGCUACUCCUUCCCGUCCGUUCACGAUGAUGAUGCCAUGUUGGAAUCGUCCAACAUGGCAGCGAGUGGACGGCGGUUCCUUUGUGGCGCCUGGAAGUCCAAGGCAGUACAGACAAAUCAUGUAGGGCAAACUCCAAAAAUGGAAUUUGAUAGGGUGGGGAUGUCCCAAAAGAUGAUGGAAAUAGUGGAGCAGCUGAAAGCCCUAUGUGGAAAGGUCUCCACCAUCCUCAAUCUAGAGCUAUUGGGUUCUAAUCGUACCCCUAACCAAGACACUACCAUGAACAGACCCAAAACCACCCCAAACAUUGUAGAGCCUGAGUUAUUUGGGAGAGAUAGUCUGAAAAAGAACAUCGUGGAUGAUAUUACACAUGGUAAAUAUUGUACAAGUGAACUUACUGUGGUUCCACUUGUUGGUCCGGGUGGUAUUGGGAAGACAACACUCACACAACACAUAUUUAGAGAACUAGAGAGUUCUUUCCAAGUUUCGGUUUGGAUAUGUGUCUCUCUCGAUUUUAAUGCAGAUAGGUUGCUACAAGAGAUUGUGAACAAGAUCCCUAAAGUAAAUGGUGAAAAGGUUAAUACUAGCAACCAAGAGUUAAUUGAACAAAGGUUAAAAUCUAAGCGGUUGUUGCUUGUUUUAGAUGAUGUGUGGACAUAUCAUGAGGAUGAGUGGAAAAAACUAUUAGCUCCAUUAAAACAUAACAAUGGAGACAAGGGUAAUGUGGUUAUAGUCACUACACGAAUUCCAAAGGUAGCAAGUAUGGUCACCACAACUAAUUCUUCAAUCGACGUGGAACGUCGAAGUCAUGGGGAUACUAUGUCUUUCUUCGAAGUAUGUGUAUUUGGUGACCAACGACCAUGGGAAGACCACCCUGAAUUACGUGAUGUUGGGAAUACAAUAGUAACAAAAUUGAAAGGUUUCCCUCUUGCAGCAAAAACAGUUGGUAGAUUACUAAGAAACCAGCUUACCUUGGACCACUGGACAAGAGUUGCAGAAAGUAGAGAAUGGGAAUUACAGACCAACGACGUUGACAUUAUGCCUGCCCUAAAGCUUAGCUAUGAUUUUCUCCCUUUUCAUCUACAACAAUGUUUUUCCUAUUGUGCAUUGUUUCCAGAAGAUUAUGAAUUUGGUAGCAAAGAGUUGACUCACUUCUGGAUAGGACUAGGCAUUAUAAGGUCACAUGAUCAGGCCAAAAGAACAGAAGAUGUUGCACUGUGCUAUUUAAAUGACUUGGUAAAUCAUGGAUUCUUUAGAAAGAAUGAGAAACAAAAUGGUCCUCGUUAUGUUAUUCAUGAUCUACUACAUGACUUGGCUGUGAAGGUUUCAUCGUAUGAAUGCCUUUGCAUAUAUAGUUCUAACAUAAGGUCCAUACAAAUUCCUGCAUCCGUACGUCACUUGUCCAACAUUGUAGAAAAUACUGAUGUCAAAGAUAUAAUCACUUUUAAAGAAUACAACAGUUAUUUGAGUGCACUAGGUAAAAGAUUGAAAGUUCAGAACUUACGCACUUUGGUGCUGUUUGGUGAAUACCAUGGAAACUUUGCCAAAACUUUUAGGGGUUUAUUUAGGGAAGCUAGAGCCUUACGCACUAUUUUUCUGUCUGGUGCAUCGUAUUCUGUGGAUGAUGUGUUGCUGGACUUUUCAGAACUUGUCCAUCUCCGCUACCUAAGGAUCAAAUCAGUUCGUAAUAAGGACAUGUGCUUACCUAGUGCAUUGUUUAGAUCUUAUCACUUAGAGGUAAUUGAUCUUGAAAGUUGGGGAGGUAGCUUUGGUUCAACAAGUCAAAUGAGCAGCCUUGUAAAAUUGCGUCAUUUUGUUGUGCCGGAAGAUAGUCUUAAACUUCACUCUAGCAUAUGCGAGGUUGGGGAACUUAAAUUCCUAGAGGAACUGAGGAGAUUUGAAGUGGGAAAAGAAACCAAGGGUUUUGAACUAAGUCAACUAGGAGAACUGACAGAGCUUGGAGGAUCACUUGGCAUUUAUAAUCUCGAAAAGGUGCAGACAAAAGAUGAGGCAAAUGAACUAAAACUGAUAGACAAAAACCACUUGCACAAGUUAAUACUAGAAUGGUGUAUUGAUAGACCUAACAGGAAUGCAGAACAAGAAGAACAUGUCAUUGAAAGUCUCGUACCACACAGUAAUCUGCAAGACCUAUGCAUUAGAGGACAUGGAGGUGCUAAUUGCCCAUCAUGGUUGGGCAGGUACCUCUCUGUUGAAAAUUUAGAAUCUCUUUCCCUAUGUGACGUAUCUUGGAGCAACCUUCCCCCUUUAGGGAAGCUGGGGUUCGUUGCUGGUGAAGGGUGGCAGAGUCAUGUCUCAAGCCAAAGUUUCCAUAUUCUGAAAAGGCUAGAAAUAGUCAACAUACCAAAACUACAAAAAUGGGCUGGAAACGAACCUUGUCAUUUGUUCUCCGUUCUAGAGGUGGUCAUCUUUAUAGAUUGUCCUGAACUCGUCGAAUUGCCAUUUUCACACCCUACUAGCCAUCGAGCAAAGCAUGAUGAGAAUAUGUCUUGGUUUCCUAAACUACGGGAGCUCAAGAUUAUAUGCUGCCCCAAAUUGGCGUCAUUGCCUCCAAUCCCUUGGACUCAAGCUCUGUGCUCUGCUGAGAUAAGGCAAGCAGGAUCAGUAUUUGAGCAGCUAGUUUACCCAAAGAACUACGGAGCGGAAUUGAGUUUGGAAGUUGAGGGAAAAGAUGGUCAGCAUGGCGUGCUGUGGAAUGGGCUGGCUUUCCAUAAUCUAGCUGAUCUGAAAGAGCUGAAGGUGAAGAACUGCCCUCCCCUGCCACUGAUUCACCUCCGAAAGCUAAAAUCUCUCAAGUCCCUGAGGAUAAUCGGUAUGAGCAACUCGUUGAUGCUGUUUGAAGGUGAAGGCUAUAAUACUGAAUGCCCGCUUCCAGUUGAACAUAUAGGGAUCAAGGAGUGUGGUGCUGAUGGGAAGGAACUGACACAAGUGUUAUCUCAUUUCUCGAAGCUCACUGAGUUGCGAGUGAGAAGUUGUGAGAAGAUAACAGAGCUUGGCGUGGAGGUGCUUCAGACAGAGAUGACGACAUCAUCUCCAUGUAAUGAAAUUGUAAUUGAGUAUGCACAAGAAAGGCACCAUCAGACAAGAGGGGAGGAGGUAGAAGAUGCAGCAGCAGGAGGAGGAGGUCUGCUGCUGCUGCCUCGGCAACUAGAGGAGUUGAGCAUCAUUGAGUGCAGAGAGCUGCGGUUACUCUCCGGUUCACUUGGGAAUGACAGCAAACACGGAGGAGGGCUCCAGAGUCUUUGUCCUCUCCAAAGUCUCUGCUCCCUCCGCUCGUUGGAGAUAUAUGAUUGCCCCAGGUUCCUCUCGUCCUAUUCGUCCUCCGCCUCAUCUUGUUUCCCCUUCCCGACCUCCCUGCAACAACUCAUGCUGUGGGGCGUGGAGGGCAUGGAGACGCUGGUUCCCCUCUCAAAUCUCCUCUCUCUCACCGAUUUAACCGUGCAUAACUGUGGGGAUCUAAGAGGCGACGGCUUGUGGCCUCUCGUCGCCCAGGGCCGACUCACACAAUUACAAGUCACUGAAACCCCCAAAUUCUUCACUGGUUCAGAGCCCUCACAACCGCAUGACCAAGAGAUUCCUUCCUCUUCAUCCAAACUCGAGCGUCUCUGGACAGAUGACUUGGUGGGAGUCCUUACCGCGCCCAUCUGGGAACUCCUCUCUUCCUCCCUCACCAAAUUAAUCUUUUGGGGGAACAAAGAGGUGGAGCGCUUCACAGAGGAGCAAGAGGAGGCCCUUCGCCUCCUCAGUUCCCUCCAGGAACUCGAGUUUUUGGGCUGUGAGAAGCUGCAGCGCCUCUCUGCAGGGCUGACCAAGCUUGCCAGCCUCAAGAUAUUACGCAUCUGGUGGUGUCCAGCCAUUCAAUUGCUGCCCAAGGACGGACUACCAAGUUCUCUGCAAGAAUUAGACAUCAGAGACUGUCCUGCCAUCAAAUCUCUGCCCAAGGACGGCCUGCCAAGUUCACUACAAAAAUUAGAGGUUCCUUAUGGCAUCAGCGAGGAGCUUAAAAGGCAGUGCCGCAAGUUAAAAGGAACCAUUCCAAUAAUCAUAGACUACAACAACGACUACUAA
Messenger RNA from Triticum turgidum subsp. durum (durum wheat), 4686 nucleotides. The record is from the annotation of a GenBank genome assembly. Lineage: Eukaryota; Viridiplantae; Streptophyta; Magnoliopsida; Poales; Poaceae.